UCAGAGAGUGGCCGUUUGCCUGCAGCCCGCACGUCAGGGCUGAGGAUGAUGAGACUCUCAGGGACCCGGAAGACCAUGUUCUGCCUGAAUGCCCAGCCCAAAAGCCAGAAGGACCUGCUCUAACAGAGCCUCGGUAGCAUCCUGGUGAUUUCUACUUUGGUCCCUCUCUGCAUGAGCGCCUUAUCAACAUGAAAUACAGUCUCCCCUUGACCUUCAUAUGUCUGAGUCUCUUCACUCCAAGGAUAUGUAUCCAGGGGAAUCAGUUCAACCUCGAGGUCAGCAGAAGUGAUAAGCUCUCCCUGCCAGGCUUUGAGAAUCUCACAGCAGGAUAUAACAAAUUUCUCAGGCCCAAUUUUGGUGGAGAACCAGUUCAGAUAGCACUGACUCUGGACAUUGCAAGUAUUUCUAGUAUUUCAGAGAGUAACAUGGACUACACCGCCACCAUAUACCUCAGACAGCGCUGGACAGACCAGCGGCUGGUUUUUGAGGGCAACAAGAGCUUCACUCUGGAUGCACGCCUCGUGGAGUUCCUCUGGGUCCCGGACACCUACAUUGUGGAAUCCAAGAAGUCCUUCCUCCAUGAGGUCACUGUGGGGAACAGGCUCAUUCGCCUCUUCUCCAAUGGCACCGUCCUGUAUGCUCUCAGAAUCACAACGACUGUUGCGUGUAACAUGGACCUGUCGAAAUACCCCAUGGACACACAGACAUGCAAGUUGCAACUGGAAAGCUGGGGCUAUGAUGGAAACGACGUGGAGUUCAGCUGGCUGAGAGGGAAUGACUCUGUGCGUGGGCUGGAAAACCUGAGGCUUGCUCAGUAUACCAUCCAACGGUAUUUCACCUUGGUGACCAGUUCGCGACAGGAAACAGGAAAUUACACACGACUGGUCUUGCAAUUUGAGCUUCGGAGGAAUGUCCUGUAUUUCAUCUUGGAAACCUAUGUUCCUUCCACUUUCCUGGUGGUGUUAUCCUGGGUUUCAUUUUGGAUUUCCCUUGAUUCAGUUCCUGCAAGAACCUGCAUUGGAGUGACUACCGUAUUGUCAAUGACAACGCUGAUGAUCGGGUCCCGCACUUCUCUUCCCAAUACCAACUGUUUCAUAAAGGCCAUCGAUGUGUACCUGGGGAUCUGCUUUAGCUUCGUGUUUGGGGCGCUACUGGAAUACGCAGUUGCCCACUACAGCUCCUUACAGCAGAUGGCAGCCAAAGAUAGGGGGACGGCAAAGGAAGUAGAAGAAGUCAAUAUUACUAACAUCAUCAACAGUUCCAUCUCCAGCUUUAAACGGAAGAUCAGCUUUGCCAGCAUUGAAAUUUCUGGUGAUAAUGUCAACUAUAGUGACUUGACAAUGAAAACCAGUGACAAGUUCAAGUUUGUCUUCCGAGAUAAGAUGGGCAGGAUUGUUGAUUAUUUCACAAUUCAAAACCCCAGUAAUGUUGAUCGAUAUUCCAAAUUACUAUUUCCUUUGAUUUUUAUGCUAGCCAAUGUGUUUUACUGGGCGUACUACAUGUAUUUUUGAGAGUACGAUGAACUGUUUGCGUGUUGUGGUUCUUCAACAGAACAAGGUAAUGAUGUAAAUGGGAUUCUAAGCCAAGUGUGUGCGCUAACCCAAUAGAGCUACAAGUGACUAAAAUAACAUUUGAGCAUUUCUCCUCAAAGAAUAUUCCCCCAAACAUUAUUUAAGCUGUGUAGAAGUCCUAGCAUUACAGAGUCUUGUAAUAGAAACAUCAACUCAUUCCCUUUUUAUCUUUACCAAAGACAUCCCCAUGGAGCCCAAGAUUACUAACCUACUCAGAGUUGACUAUUUGCUCAGUGGCUCCCUGGUCUGCAUUUACUUCAUAUAAAAAAUGAGAAGGAAACUAUUAUAUGUAUUGAGUAACCCUCAAGUGUCAGUGGUUGUUUCUAAAUUAAUCAUACAUGCUAUUUACUAACUCUCUACAGUGCUUAUAAAAUGCAUUUUUACCUAUUUAGGGAGUAACAUUUUCUAGUUUUUGUUUUUGAUUAAAAUGAAAUGUGGGCCUAAGUCAAUUCGCUGGAAGUCACUGCACUAACGCAAU
This is a messenger RNA of Lontra canadensis (Northern American river otter), 2049 nucleotides long. It is a transcript of the gene GABRP, whose product is annotated as gamma-aminobutyric acid type A receptor subunit pi. Lineage: Eukaryota; Metazoa; Chordata; Mammalia; Carnivora; Mustelidae. The transcript has 10 exons. The record is from RefSeq and is a predicted model, not a curated record. The coding region runs from base 189 to 1511 and encodes 440 amino acids. Gene Ontology annotation, molecular function: extracellular ligand-gated monoatomic ion channel activity; neurotransmitter receptor activity; GABA-A receptor activity. Gene Ontology annotation, biological process: regulation of membrane potential; chemical synaptic transmission; monoatomic ion transmembrane transport. Gene Ontology annotation, cellular component: GABA-A receptor complex; neuron projection; membrane.